This is a messenger RNA of Nothobranchius furzeri (turquoise killifish), 6079 nucleotides long. The record is from RefSeq and is a predicted model, not a curated record. NCBI's taxonomy places the organism in Eukaryota, Metazoa, Chordata, Actinopteri, Cyprinodontiformes, Nothobranchiidae.
AAGGUUUGUAAAGAAGUCUUAAAGGUCUCCGCAGCUUUCAGAGCAACCUUCAGUUUGUCAGACUUUGCAGAGAUCUAAAACCUAAACUUAAAAUAUGAAUCUACUUUUUUUGCUAUGCAGUAAAAAGAGGAAGUGGAGCUUUCUGCAGAGGAAGAAAAUGUUGGUGCAUUUAUUAUUUGUUUCUGGUUUUGCAUCAGAGUGCUGCAGCUGUUCACAAAAGGUGGGGAUCCCUUGUUGUCACAUAUAUGAAGAUCAUCAGAAGGUGUCAGUAUUUGGUUCAUCACUCAGUCGGUAAGGACUCCGUGACGCAUGAGGCGGUAGAAACAGAGAGGUAAGAACUUCCCCUUCCCCAAAUGGCCAAGCUUUUAUAACCAACAGCCAGUCAAGUCGGAGCUCAACCCACUUUCGUCCCGUGCAGCCACAAACCACACCAGGGCGGAUAACGCCGACUUCUCAUGCUCACAUUUUCUCGUGCACGUUUGCAGGAGGGACAGGAAGGAGUGAUGCUGACUGCUACUGUGCAGCUCAGCAAGGAGGUUGCCACUGAAGUUUCUUGGAGCAUGUGUUUGCUGGUGACCAUGUUGUGGACUUAAGGAGGAAACAGCAGCACAAGGUCUGAAACCAACCACAGCCCAGCAUUACCAACUGAGCAAGGGAAGUGCCAAAAGGGCCUAUAGGAAAACAAAAAUGAAUCCAAACACAACCUCGUGCAGCUACAAUUUAGAGAGCUUUGAUGAAACCUUGGAGAAGCUCUACACGUACUUCUACCUGCUGCUCUUCAUCCCCGGGCUGCUGCUCAACACCAUCGCUCUCUGGGUUCUCUGCAGACACAUCAGGAAGAAGACCAAAGCUGUGAUUUUCAUGAUCAACCUGGCUCUGGCAGACCUUCUCCACAUCCUCUCCCUGCCCCUCAGGAUCUAUUAUUACUUCACACACACGUGGCCUUUUGGGAAAGCCAUCUGCCUGCUCUGCUUCUACCUGAAAUUCUUCAACAUGUACACUGCAAUAUUUUUCCUGAUGUGUAUCAGCGUGCAGAGGUACGUCUUCCUGCUCAGCCCAUUUACUGCCCGUCGCUGGAGACGCCGCUAUGACAUGAUGAUCAGCAUGGCCGUGUGGGUUGUGGUCGGCAUGGCCUGCUCUGUGUUUAUUCUGAUGCGGAGCAGCAGCAGCAGUGCACCAAAUGUCACGGACUCUACUCAGAUCGCCCCCACCCACCUAACCUCGGACACCGCUAAGAUUUCUGUGCAUCUGCUGGGUGCUAACACCAGCUCGCUCAGCUCCCCCGCCAGUAAAGGGAGCUGCUUCAAAGACCUGCCCAUCCGAAAAGUGUCGCUCCACCUGGUGGUCAUAAUGGUGACUUUCAACGAGCUGUUUGGCUUCUUCAUUCCUCUCAUGUGUAUUGGUUACUGCUCCAUACGCGUCGCCUGGUCCCUCACCCAUAAACCGGAGCAGAAGUCCGCCUCGCUCGGCGUCACGACACGCAGUCGACUCCAGUCGAUCCUUUCCAGCGGUCAAACAAAUAAAUCUCCUGAAAAGCCCAUGGACGGAGAGAAGAGGCGAGCUCUGCGGAUGGUGCUGAGCUGCGCCACUCUAUUUUUGGUCUGCUUCGCCCCGUACCACAUCAACUUCCUGCUCUACGCGUUGGAGUCUCAGAGCCUGGUGAGCCACUGCCCCACCAGGCUGGCUGUGAAGCAGUUCCACCCGGUAUCUCUGUGCUUGGCCAGCCUGAGCUCCUGCCUGAAUCCUCUUCUGUAUUACUUUGUCAAUGUUGAAUUUAGAAUGCACCUGAUCCGCACCUCCUCCUUCACCUCCUCGGUCUUCACCUCCCCGCUGGGGUCUCCGACAGAGUGUCCGACACAAACAAGACUGCUGAGGUUAGAGAGCAGCUGCUCAGAAAGGAAGAUGGCUGACUCUUUCUCAGGCGUUGACUGAGAUAAACGAGACAAAUGCUGUGGAUGGCAAACGUUCUGAAUGUGUGCUCGUGUCCAAAAGACUCAACCUGACAUGAACCCUGGUGGAAGUUGUGAUCAUAGCAGCAACUAUUCUGCUAAACACAAACCCCACAAACGUGGAAAAAAGUCCACUUCAGCUCCGUCAGUAUCAUUCAGCAUCAACUCACAGGAUGCAAAAGCCAAAUGCAUGAUGGUUUUGUAAAAAAGGCACGUGUUCUUUAACGUUGCAUGUGCAGAUGUCCCAGUAUUAUUUUGACCUACGUAGGCUGGGUGGGUUUCCCGGUCAGAUAAAUACUAAUUAUUACCACAGAUGCUUGAAAACGUUGCAAGGCCAUGCAGGUGGCAGCCCUGCUGACUUGUCCUAACCCCGGGUUUCCACGGGAGCCGUCAGCAGCACGUUACUGCAGCAGCACGUCUUGCUCGCGUAAGCUGCUGCUUGGCCCUUCCCACGAGACGCGAAGCAGCAGGGGAGCAGCUGUCACCGACCGAGCACGAAGUCACACGAGUGACUUCGUCAGUAAACACAACAACAAGCAGGAGAAAACUACAACAUGGUUUGUGUUUUAUGUUCUGUCCGUUUUAUAAUCGCCAAUACGGACCUGAAAAACAAAGGAGACCGCUAGCUAGCUGAUAACUUCUCACGGGGACGCACAGUUAGUAACAUUUUUUAAAGUAAAGCGACCGGAAGGCAGGACGUUCUUUAUUCUGAAAAUAUCGGGAGCUUCUCUCCAUUUCCGCGUCCGAUUUCCUGUCUUUCAUUCCCCAAAAAUGUCGAACCUGACCCGUUUCAGAGGCGUCGCGCGUAGGAAAUAGAACCGGCGCGUAAAGGCCGCGACAUGCUGCUCCUGAGACGCGGCCGACUCGCGCCGCUGACGGCUCCGGUGGAAAAGGUUCUGUUGACCACAGCGGUUCCUAUCAGCAGCCAUGACGUGCUGCUGCAGUAACGUGCUGCUGACGGCUCCGGUGGAAAGCCGGGGUUAGAAGGCUGCAGGUUUGAAUCCCAGAAGUGGUCGAUCUGCGUAGAGUUGCACAUUUACUGUUCAUCUUUACAUAAAUAAUCAUAAAACACAUUUUUUAUGAGUUCUGCUGAAAAGGAACAGCCAUCUUGCAACUAUACAAGUUCUCUUUGUAAAAUGUACUUCUAAUAUCGUCUGGUAGUACAAUAGUUCAUUGUCACAGAAAAACACCAUUUACUGUGAAAAACAAUGGUCGUGCGUCAUCGGGAGACACAUCUGCAUAACUGUGAAAUUUUACUCUGUGUCACCCGAUGACACCACCAAGUGGAAGCAUAUACAGAUUAAAAAGCACUGAGCCUAAAAUCGAACCCUGGGGCACACCACAUGUAAUCUCACGGGUCUUAGAACAGAAGGUAUCUAGACUCACCAUAAAGUCCUGUCUGUGAGAUGCAAAGUAAACCGUUUAGUUCUUUUUUACAGUACUACUCAUAGCCGACGCCUCAUCACAGCGCUGCCUGUCUUCAGGCAUUCUGGGACUUGUUGUUUUUGAGCGGUUUGUAUAGCAGACCAGCAGGCUGGUCACAACACAUAUUAUAUAAUCAUAUAGGCCAGAGUUUGGCAUAUGUGACCAAAACUAGGGAUGCACCGAUCAGGUUUUUUGCUGCCGAUCACCGAUACCGAUAUCAAAGAAUGCUGAUCACCGAUACCGAUCACCGAUACCGAUCACGUUCAUUGGCCAGAAAUUUUCUACAACAUUAUAAUGAGUGCUACAAACUACAUAAUCUGGGAAUAAAGGAAAUGUAACCUAAUCUAAAAUGGUCUGUAUGACCCCCAAAUCCCACUACCUCCGCUCCGCUCCGGUCCGCCCCCGCCUUCCGCAGCCACUUGCUUCCGAACUCAAUUUUUACUGCUACCCGCUCUACAACGGCUCCGCUCCGGUGCGGAGACCUGAGGGGGGCAAACAAGCAUGCGUGGGAUUUUCGAGAUCUUGCGAUACAGUCCGAGCAGUAAACGCGGAAGUUAGAUCCAAACACCCGUUGUGUGGGAGAAGCAUCGGCAUGAGCUGUUUAAUCUGCCCAUCAUUUGUGUUGACAGAUCAGCAGUGUUUGGAUCAACAAAGUGUGACUACUUUGAUAGUGGAAACUGUAUUUAUGGCUUACUUUUGUGCAUUUAAACUUCAGCCGCCAUUGAUAGUUGUUAAAAGUUGUUAAACCUGUGCAUAUGAAACAAAAAACGCCUUUUGUUUAUCGAUUUAUUGUGAAAAACGGAAAUUGUGCUCGCUCCUUUUCCUGUUGGGCCGUUGUGAUUUCUGUCCAUUUACUGCGGAGGUGCUCCGGCGUCCGGCGAAAAUAGGAUCGAUUCUAUUUUUGCCGGACGCCGGAACACGGCCGCAGUAGUGGAAUUGCUCUGAUUGACUACAACGGGACCGAUUUUGCUCCGGCGUUCGUGUCGGAGCGGAGCGGAGGUAGUGGAAUUUGGGGGUUAGGGUUGUCACGGUGUGAAAAUUUAACCUCACGGUUAUUGUGACCAAAAUUACCACGGUUUUCGGUAUUAUCGCGGUAUUUUUUUUAAACAUGCUACAUUUUCACACAAUUAAAUAAACCCUGUAUGUCAGGAAAUAUUGUCCUCAGUUUGUGUCUAAAUUUUGCCUAAAAUGUGUUAUUUUGUAAUUAAGUUGUUUAUUUGUUUACAUUUUCCCCUUCAGUCUUUAAAAUACCAAUAUUUGCCCAUAACUUCUUAUUUUAUGUCUGUUUGAUGUCAUCAUUUUAAAAAUAUUAGAUCAGAUGAUACUCAGUACUCAAGUAGCCUUCUAAUCAGAUACUUUUUUACCCUUACUUGAGUAAUAAACCCUAUAUCAGGAAAAUAUUUUACUCGGUUUGUGUUCUUCCAGUGAGUUUUGCAGAUGUGGGAAAAUGUCAUCAGGCAGUAAUCAUUGUUAAAUUCAUAAUUAUUCUCGGAGAGAGACCAACUCUUAUCUGCCCCUGGGAGCCCCGUAAUGCAUAGCGUCAUUUCAACAUGGCGGUGUCCGCGACACGGUUUAUAUGCAGGUAGCGGCGCUGCGGCUGCUUUAUAUAGCGACUCGUUGCAUUCUCCCUCAACCCAAAUCCUCGGAUCACGCAUUUUAGCUAAAACGCUAACGUUAGCUUGCCUUGCGUUGACUGUAGAGUUGUGGGUGAUGGUCACGCAGAUGUGUCAUGAGAUUUGAAGCGUUGCUGCCUUUCACAGACACUUUUUCUGCUCGUGCUGCAAACAGGAUAGCCGUCCGUCUUCCAUAAACUCCCUCGGCAUUCUUCAAAUAUCUAAAAGAUGCCCGUACUUCCGACUUUGUCUUCUUUGAGGGAUAAUAAAUGUCCUCCUGAGCGCUGCCGUCUCCUCCUUUGACCAUUAUUUCAGCUUUAGCUUCAAGAAAGUUUUGUUGUAAACAACAAAGUGCGCAUGUGCCGCCGGCAACUUCAGCAGAUGAUACGGUGGCUGGUAAGGGUGACCGCGCCUACACCGCAGCCACGGUAAUCCACCGAGAUAAUAUAGUUUUUUUAAAAACAAGACGGUUAUUAUUGUCAACUUUUUUUCUUUUCUUUUUUUUUUACCGGGGUUUAGCGCUACACUGGUUACCGUGACAACCCUACCUGAUCGGUUUGCUCUGAUCUAUUUUGAAAAUUCCGAUCAAAACCGAUAGGGGCGCUAUCGGCCGAUUACGAUCAAAUGCCGAUCCAUCGGUGCAUCCCUAACCAAAACGUACCGUCUUUAAAUCAUUUUAGCAUGUCUAAGGUGGAGGCAUUUUUACAAUUGUAUUUGUUUUUUACAGAUAAGCGGCUGAUUUGGAUGUAUUUGUUUUAUAUUUAUUUUUAAAACAUAAGUCUACAGAAAUGUAAACCGAUACCGAUGGUAUGAGAUGUAUGACAUCACUGCAACGUGAUUGGAUAGUUGCUGUCUUGGUUCUGGGUUAGAGAAAAUGGUUCGACUCUGAAGCAGAUUUUAAACGAGGCCUGGCCUUUCUGUUCAACAGGAAGUCAUGUGAGUAAAAAUGAUGUUUCCUCAUGACGACUAAUGUGUGGAAACGUUUCUCUAAGUCUGCGUGUCUCGUGCACGACUUUAAAUAAGCUAACUCACUUAAGCUGUGUGUCAGUUCCUCGUUCUUCACUGUAAAUAAAAUUCAUGUUUUCUGCCUCA